Molecule: messenger RNA, 962 nt
Organism: Radiomyces spectabilis
Lineage: Eukaryota; Fungi; Mucoromycota; Mucoromycetes; Mucorales; Radiomycetaceae
Product: U3-containing 90S pre-ribosomal complex subunit-domain containing protein
Exons: 3
Coding region: 30-860 (276 amino acids)
Cellular component (GO): 90S preribosome; nucleus
Source: RefSeq, a predicted model, not a curated record
UUUCUCAACAACUGCAAAAAAAAAAAAGCAUGGUAGCGGCCGACGAGAAGAAAACGACACAAGCACCCGUGUCAGCGGAUGCUUUGGACGAUGGUUUCGAUUUGGAAGAAAUCUAUUCAGACAAUGAAGAGGUGGUAGCUGAAGAUGUCACGGGUACCAAGCGAAAAGCCCCUUCAUCGGCUGAAAAGAAAAAGAAUGACAAGAAAAAGAAGAAAAAGGCUAAAAUCUCGGAUGAUCCAUUUGGACAUAUGAAUAUCUGGACAGAACCAGUGUCCACUCAAUACCAAUACGUGCUGGAUCGUCAAAAGAAAGCGUUACCCGAUCUGUCUGCGGUGGAAUUGGAAGGCGAUCAAGCCCUUGUGGAAUCAGCAUUUGUCGAUAAUGAAAAGUUUACGCAGGAGCAUGUCCUGGAAGCGCUUCCCAACUAUAUCAAGUUUGGUGUAGCUCGUCACAAACGAUUGACAAAGGCCCCCACCGUGAAAGCCAGUCCUACUGCCCUUGUCAUUACCCAUGCCGCCGUCCGAGCGGUGGAUCUGGUUCGGGCUCUCAAGGAAUUCAGUACCACGGCCAAAAUCGCCAAACUGUUUGCGAAACAUUUAAAGGUGGAGGAACAGAUUCAGUUUCUUGAUAAGCAAGCGGUGCAUCUGGGUGUGGGGACGCCAAACCGUAUCAAGGCUCUGGUGGAAAGCGGGCAUCUGAAGCUGGACCAACUGGAACUGGUUGUCAUUGAUACCGAACGCAACGCCAAGAGAUUUAAUAUCUUUGACAACGAUUCGGUGCGGAAAGAUUUGUUCUCGUUCCUCGGUGAACACAUCGCCUCACGCAUGCAAAACGGUCAGACCAAAUUGGGAUUAUUCUAAAUUAUCAUAUACAAAGUUGAUUGACUUUGUCCACUUUUUUAUGCUCAUUCCGCGAUUUCUUUUUUCGUUUUAAUUUCAUAUUUUUUUUUUUUUUUUUUUUUU